AUGAUUCCAACGACGGCCCUCGUCAACUCGCUGCCACGCAAUAUCCUUGGCAAGAAACAAACUCGGGCCGGUACACCUAAGAGUCGGGGCGGUUGCAUAUCGUGCAAACUCCUGCACCGAAAAUGCAACGAAGUGAAGCCGAUAUGCAACCAAUGCCGGAAGUCAGAUCGAAUCUGCAACUAUGGUCUACCCAAGGAGAAACAACGUAGCGGCGGUAUUAUAUCGCAGAGAAGACUGGUUCUCCCCAAACCGGAGACACUUGAUGUAGUCGCCGCAAGAGCUCUCAAUUUUCGGCCAAGAGCGAGCCACCUGGAAGCAGAUGAGGUUCCAUAUUUUGACAUGUUCAGAGCGCAGAUGCUACAAGACUUUACAUACACUCCAUGCACUCUAUUCUGGAAUCGUAUAAUUCCCAGAGAAUCCAUGGGAGACGAGUGUGUGAGAUGGUCUAUUUUAAGCAUUGGGUCUUUAAUGCUGGCAUUGCGCUCCCCAAGCCCCGAUUCCAUGGUUAAGCUGCUUGAGGGGCGCGGGGAUACCAUGUAUCAGACUGCUCUGACGUACCAUGCCAAAGCCACCGCAGCGCUCCACAUACGGAUGUUAAAAGAAUUUCACACAAUUUCACGCCGGAACGUGUUGAUCAACAUGUUUUUGUUAUUUCUUUUUGAGGUUUUAGUCGGAAAAACCAAGGCUGCCGACCAGCUGCUGACGAGCAGCGUGGAGCUAUUGAAGCAAAAGCAAGACCAACUUGUGGAUGAGAUAAAUUCGCAACACCACACCCAGGGUCUUCACAAUUAUCUUGCUCCAUCUAAUGAUGAUGGAUUGGACCAAGCUGAGCGGAUUUUACCCCGGUUUCAAAUUUUUCUUAGUCUAAAUACCCCAUUUUUUCCAUUACAGAAAGCUUGCUGGUCUAGGUUACCAUCGCGGCCAAUCCCUGGCAAAAUGCCUACUGUUGAUACUGGUUUCGAAGAAUUCGGAGCUAUGUGGAAUAGUUUCAUCACACGGGCUGUUAUAUUCGUUGUCAAAACGAUGCUGGAAUAUCAACCUACUGGACACACUAACAGGCUCAAGCCACUCAUAGCGCAUCGGAUUCUCUUUCUUCAACAACUGCAGAAUUGGGAAGCGGCAAUUUUGAUGAGAUUUGGGGCAGAGAAAAAUCCCAUCAGGUCCCAUAUUUUAAACAUAUAUCAUAUGGGUCAAAAGGUUGUAUUCAUCCUCAUGAGCUGCUGCUUCGACUCGACAGAGAUGUUAUAUGAUCAGUUCAACUCCAUGUUCCGAGACAUUGUCUCCAUGACCCGCUCCUCUGGAGGCGCAUCGAGGCACUUCUCACAAAUUGAAACUGCUCUCGACAUCUAUACCCUUCCAGUCUUAAAUUUCGUUUCACAAAAAUGCAGGGACAAAACCAUACGCUCAGAAGCACUAGACACCUUCGAUAAAAUGACACUAUUAACUUUUAAUUGGGACACUAAAGCUGGCUCGCUUGCGAGACGCCAGCUUAUGGCUCUAGAAGAAGAGAGUCGAGAUGCCUCGGGUUAUAUUCCUCCCAGUGGUAGAUAUGUGUGGACUGGCGCGACUUGGAAUGAGAAUUAUUCGGAGCUGGGCAUUUUGUUCACUAGUGUUGCCUUGGAUGAUUACGGGACACGAAAAGAAAGACGUGUAACUAUAUCUCGCUCAGAUUUUGAAACGUAG
This is a messenger RNA of Trichoderma virens Gv29-8, 1683 nucleotides long. RefSeq lists its product as uncharacterized. The coding region runs from base 1 to 1683 and encodes 560 amino acids. The record is from RefSeq and is a predicted model, not a curated record. Gene Ontology annotation, biological process: regulation of DNA-templated transcription. Gene Ontology annotation, molecular function: zinc ion binding; DNA-binding transcription factor activity, RNA polymerase II-specific. The transcript has 2 exons. Lineage: Eukaryota; Fungi; Ascomycota; Sordariomycetes; Hypocreales; Hypocreaceae.